Onthophagus taurus is the source of this 810-nucleotide messenger RNA. RefSeq names its product Ubiquitin conjugating enzyme 7 (gene Ubc7). Lineage: Eukaryota; Metazoa; Arthropoda; Insecta; Coleoptera; Scarabaeidae. The record is from RefSeq and is a predicted model, not a curated record.
UGUCAAGUUUGAAACGUCACCUGUCAUCUUUAUCCAAAUGCAUUUUCACAGGUUAAUUAACAUUAAAGUAUUGUUUUAAUUUAACAACUUAUAACUUUAUAAUAAUGGCUGGUUCGGCACUAAGACGACUUAUGGCAGAAUAUAAACAAUUAACGUUAAACCCCCCAGAAGGAAUCAUAGCGGGACCAAUAAACGAAGAAAACUUUUUCGAAUGGGAAGCAUUAAUAACGGGACCCGAAGGAACUUGUUUUGAAGGUGGAGUUUUUCCUGCAAAGUUAACAUUUCCCCCUGAUUACCCUUUAAGUCCGCCGAAAAUGCAAUUUACUUGUGAGAUGUUUCACCCAAACAUUUACGCGGAUGGAAAAGUUUGCAUUUCUAUUUUACAUGCACCUGGUGAUGAUCCAAUGGGGUAUGAAUCAAGUGCUGAGAGAUGGUCACCUGUUCAAAGUGUAGAAAAGAUAUUGUUAUCUGUUGUUAGUAUGUUAGCAGAGCCAAAUGAUGAAAGUGGUGCGAAUGUUGAUGCUGCAAAAAUGUGGAGGGAAAAUAGAGAUGAAUUUAAUAAAAUUGCAGAAAGAAUUGUGAGAAGAACUUUAGGUAUUCCCACAUAAAUAAAAUAAGAAAUAGUGAAAAAAAUUUUGAUUUUAUUGGGGUUUUAUUACCUUUAUUUUUAUUAUUUCAAAUAAACAGAGUUUGUUGAUAGAUAUUUUAACAUGUCGUCCACAUAAAUCUAUAUAUUAUGUAAGCACAACUAUUUUUUUUUCUUUGUAAUUAUUUUAGGGGUUUCGAUAUAUAUUUUAUUUGUUACAAAAA